This is a messenger RNA of Melampsora larici-populina 98AG31, 547 nucleotides long. RefSeq lists its product as uncharacterized. The annotation marks the transcript as partial. The record is from RefSeq and is a predicted model, not a curated record. NCBI's taxonomy places the organism in Eukaryota, Fungi, Basidiomycota, Pucciniomycetes, Pucciniales, Melampsoraceae. The transcript has a single exon.
AUGGUACUACCCGGAUCCCUCAUUCCAGAUUCUAACAAACGUCAGAGAGAGCAGUCAGCCCCGGCCAGGCCACCCCCUGGAAGUGCCAGCGAAAGACUAGCUCGGCUUCUACAACGCGAAGCGGAAGCCUCGCAUCGUAGAAUUGCAGGCUUAGAAGAAAGGCCGAAUCGAGACAACCCUGCGAAUGCCCCAACCCGCAAUGACAGGGAUAGUCCUGAUGAGCAUGAGCAGCAACAAGAUAUUUACAACCACUUACAACUGACAGAUGAAGUUAAUAACAUUACUCCGGUGAACGAUGCAACUGAAAUUCACCCACCCGGUCUGCGAUCUGCAUACUUCAAGAGCGUAACUUAUCAAGAACGUACUCUUAUCAAGGAAGCGAACUGGAAGAAGAUAGUUCCAGAUCUAUUUGUUUCUUUCAUGAGGUGUUCCCUCAAGACUCGUCAAUGGGGGGAUGAAGCAACAUGGAACAACGACUUCAAUAUAGCAUGUGCAUGCCCGAGUUGGAAGAAGAGUGUAGUCGAGGUCGAUGUGAUUGAUCUGACUA